AUGGGUGCUGGCGGGGGCGGCGGGGGGGAGGAUGUGUCAGGGCAGAGCCGUGGGAGCUCGAAAGCCCCUCCGGCAGCCUGCGACCGGGCCUGUGCUCCGGGCCCUACCUGCUGCCGGCAGCAGCAGCAGCAGGAGGAGGAGGAGGAGGAGAGCGGGGGGGAACGGGCGCUGCCGGCGGGGCGCCUCGCCUCGCCGUCCCGCACAGGCCGCCGCCAAGGCUGCGGCCCCCCCGGGGCCUUGCCCCGCGGCCGGCGGAGAGGCGUCCCCUUCGCCGCCCCCGCUGUGGGAGGCGGCGGUCCGCCGGGGCUCACGCCGCCGCCGCCGUCCCCCCCACCUCACACACACACAUUCCCCCCCCCCCCCCCCCCCGCCAGCCCCCGGCGGGAGCGGUUCCCCGGGGCGGCGGGUCCCGACGGCGGCCCUCCCCGCGCACCCACACCUGUGCGCCGCGGGCCCGGCCCCGCGGAGGAGCGCAGCAGGCCCGCCGUCCCGCCUCGGGAGGGGCGAGCGCUCCCUUCCCCGGAGAUCCCUCCUCCCCGUCCCCCUCGGGUCCUAAAAUGGUGGAGCCCUCCCUCUCCUUCUUCCCGCCUCGCUCCCCGACCCUGCCCGCCGCCCCGGCCCCCCCCCCCCCCCGGUGAGGGGGGGCAGCCGCCCCUCCGGCCCGGCCCGGGCUCCGCGGGGAUCCGGCGCCAGGCCCGCGCCUCACCCCGCCUUCUCCCGGGAACACGGCAACGCCGCUCCCGCCGGGCCGGGCCGCGCCGGGCCGCCCUUACCUGCGCCGGCCUCCCAUCGCCGGGCCGGGGCCAGCGCCGCUCCCCCCCCCCAGCUCCGCUCCGCUCCGCUCCUCCCCGGCAGCGCCGCUACCUCCGCGGCCCCCCGCCGCUCGGCAGCCGGCCGCCGUCUCCCCGCCGCCCGCGGGGCCGCAGGCAGCCGGGGUUUUAAGGAAAAGCGCCGGGUGUCGGGAGAAUCGUCCUCGCUACACGUGGCGGGGCUUUGCCUCUGCAGCAGCAGACCUCAGGGAUCCCAAGAUUACGUCGGAGACCGUCAAAUAAAUGUAAAUGCAUUAAACACCUGGAUUCACAAGAAAUCGAGCGGGGUGCGGGUAGAAAAAACUCUGUAGGUUGUGUUAAAAAUCUGAAUCCACAGCUACCAUUCUCAAGCAUCCUGUCUCUCCUCGGUACACAGGUAAAUAUCCUGAGGAGCCCUGCCUGCAUCAAAGCUUUCUCUGGUUGCUGUGGUCUGUUGUGGACUGAAAGGGGACAGCAUAUCCGUUCCCAGUAAAGGAAAUUCUGUCCCUGUCUGCCAGCCUGACUGUAGCGAUAGGGGCAGAGAGCCUGUAGGGAGACUUCCCCCACGUAGGAGAGUGGAACAGAGCUUGGCAGAGAAAAGACUUAAAUAAAGGGAAAGAAGGGGAAGGCGUCUAGAUACCAGACAACAUGUGCUUGGGAGUAACAGGGCAAAGGGAAACCCUGACACAGCUGAUUAGUGUGACCAUAGAAGAAGGGGCAAAUUCAGAAAUUUUGGGGUUUUCAUUCAAUGGCAAAAUAAACAGAGUAGGUUGCUUGAUUCUCCACUCCCCCAGUUUUAUUAUUUGCGGCAUAGAUGCCUGGAUUUGCUUAAAGGAGUACAGGAUUUAUGUGAGAAUGCACUUCACUGCAGUAUCAAUCUUUGCUCGCAAAGAAUGCAAGGUGAGCAAAGAAUUAUGCUACACAGGUGACUAAGGCAUUACCUAUAUUAUAUUUUCUGUCUCCUCAAAUUGAUACCCAGUGCCAACUCUUUGCUGAGUCUUUUUUUCCUAAUCAUUUCAUGAGGCUUGCAGGUGUAUAUCCUCCAGGAUGUGCUCUGAAGAGUUCAGCAAAAGAGAAUAGGGAGCUUGACCCCACAACUGGAGAAGCCCUGUAGCCCACACCCAGGCAAUCCUCAACCUUCCCUUCCCUGCAUGACCUGUGCGGGGUCUCCCAGACGGGAAGACUCACUCCAGAAGCGGCACACUGAAAGCUCUACCCAGCCAGCGACAAAAUCAUACUUGUGCUUGCUGCUGCUUUCUGAUUCAAUUAAUGCUUUUAUGCGUUUGUGUGGCUGAAUUAUUUCAUCAUAGUGGAUCAGCUUCUGCAGUUGAGAUUCCUGUUCCACAUUACUGCAUUUACAGUCAACGGAGAGGAAAGGGAUGCUUCAAAUUCCCACAAGCCAAGAGACUGGGGAAAUCAGCUCUGGAUCAUGUCUCUCUCGGGCUGGUGCUCAGACCUCUGGGACAUUACAUAAAUAGGCGAUGCCUCUUCCUACUGCAUUUUAUAAAUUCCUAUCAACUGGCAGUGGGCUGGAGUUGGGCAUCCUGACUGGAAAACAGCACCUCUGUCAUCCAGAAAAGGACAGCGCAUUGUCUAAGAAGGGCUUAACCUUACCCCUUUCCUUGGCACCUCCAACAGCUGCAGAGGCAGCUUUCUAUUUGCUUUUGUGAAUCAUAUCCUGAGGUACCUCGCCUUCCCUGCCCGUUGCACAGAAAGUUUCAGUGCCUAACUAUUCUUCAUGCAUUACGUAUGGUGAAGAAAUGCCUAAAAGUUAUAAUGUGGAGCUCUUGGUAUCGCAAUAUCUAUAUUCUUCUGUGGGCCAAGCUCUCCUUCCCUAACUCGGUGGACACUGGGCUCAUAACUUCUGUGUGGACCCAUGCAAAAUUACUGCGCUGCCAUUCAGGUGCUUCUGCCUGUGGCAUGGAGGAAAGGUCAACGAAGAAUAGGUGUGCUAUAGAAUCGCUGAGGCUGGCCGACACCUCCGGAGAUCUGGCUCAGAGCAGGGUCAGCUGCAGCAGGCUGCCCAGGACUCUGUCCAGUCAGGUUUUUAAUAUCUCCACAGAUGGAGACUCCACAAUCUCUCUGGGCAGCCUGGACCAGUUGAACCACCCUCACGGUAAAAGAAUGGGUUUUCUUAUAUUCAGAACAUCUGCACAUCUGGAGCGCUGCACAGUGUGAGCAAGAGAGGCCCUGUCCCGUGCUGGGAAUACCCUCCCUUCUCCUUUAGGACGGUGAGCUACAGUGAGUCAGUGUUUUUUGGCCAGUAGAUCCCACAGCAUGGGCAUCCUCUCCCAGCAAGUUGAGAUCCAGCAUUAGUGGGAAGCAGUACAGAGAGCAGCACAUCCUCCUCGUCAACAUCCCGUCCAGCUCAAGUCCUGUGUUGUCUCGUCCUCGCCACUCCAUAGCAGACAUUAUUCUGGGUUUAACUUCUAUUAUAUGCAAAACACACAGCUGUAAACAUAAAAAGCCAGGCAGACAGCAGGACAGAACCUCGCAGUUUUAGUAACUCUUAGUUAAGCUGCUGACAUGUCAGAAGUACUGUGGCGGGGGUCUAAGGGUCUUCUUAAAAUUAACUAAAAUCGUCUCCUUGAGCCCUCGCUCCUUGGAAAACCAAAUAACUUCCCUGGGCAUGUUUAGCAGCCAUACCUUCCUCCAAGCAGAUGCAAACCUGCGUGUAUGGCAAGAAAAAGCCUCGUAAGAAUGGAAACAACACUGAGCUUGGAAACUGAACGAAAGUAAGUUUAUACAAGCAGCAAGUAAAACACCCAUCCCCAGUGAGUCAGGUCCUGGCUGUUUCCUUCAUUUCCUCCAAGGCUUGCUGUGAACAUCCAGCGAUAACGGUCCUUCUGAAAUUCAGUCAUCUCCCUUCCUGCCCCUUAUUUACGGCUUGUUCUCGGCAGUUAGCGGAGUCCUAGCAUCCAGCACUGCGUUUCCACAGGCCCCUCUCCAGCACACCGAGAGAAGUGCGGACUCUCCCAGACCUCAGCUCAGCUUCGGUACCACAGGUCCCGUGCUCAUGUUGGAUUUGUAGAUGCUAGCGCCUUGUUGAGCUAUAGCAGGUGCUGGAGAAAAAGAGGAAAAAACGUCAGAUUUGCACAGUUCGCUCACAUUUUUUGGUUUUAUCCUGAAUACAGCCUUAUUAUUGACAGGAGUUAUAUAUUCUUAUAACCAUCCCUUUGGAUUCAGUCUGGUAGGGCAGAAAGGAUGCAGUGGAAUAUUAAGCUGUUUUGGUGUGUAAACCAUCUCUCAGAGAUACGGGUUUGAGUCUCCCCAGUUCAGAUUAAGGUGUACCUUGUGCUCUGAUUUCCUUACAUGACAACGGCUAGGAAGGAGCAGUAUUUUUAGUCUUUGUUUCUUUGUUUACUUAUAGUAGUUCUUCAUUUGUGGAAGUGAGCCUGGGCUUGUCUUAGUCUGAGAAUCUGCUUCAGUGGCAGUCGUGGAUGCAGUUAUAAUGGUGAACUCCUACUGUUGUCUGGCAGAGCCAUCACUUACCCCAGGCAUUCAAGAGACUACGGGCUUCACAUAGACAAGUACUGAUUUCUGGAAUCUUUCCUGAAAUUUGUGCCAUCCUAUGUCCAGGAAUAGGUGGCCAUGACAGAAAGGAUUAGGAAAAUGCAGAACUGGGAGAGUCCUUCAGGUGAUAGGGCUAGAGAUGCUUUCCUGUGUGAAACUACUUAUAAACCCGCAUUGCUGACAUAAUCUGAGUUAAUAACAGUAGCUCUGAGACAAAAACCUGUAUUGUCAAAGAGCGUGUACAUCCCGAGAAGAGCAGUCACAGGCUGCAAUGGGCUUCCUCCAUUUCAUUCUCACGUGCUUUUUCUCCUGGGAAUCCCAGCUAGCCUGCAGCCAACAAGUGACCUAGACAGAACACCGUGUUUGCUCUUACAGAAUAAAACCAGGAGCAAAAUAA
Molecule: messenger RNA, 4698 nt
Organism: Aquila chrysaetos chrysaetos
Lineage: Eukaryota; Metazoa; Chordata; Aves; Accipitriformes; Accipitridae
Product: basic proline-rich protein-like
Exons: 3
Coding region: 1-942 (313 amino acids)
Source: RefSeq, a predicted model, not a curated record